AUGGGGGAAUCAAAUCAGUCAAUGGCCACGGAUUUUAUUCUCAUGGGGCUCUUCAGCCACACAGGGCCACACUUGGUCCUCUUCUCCCUUGUGACUGCCACAUUCACCAUGGGCCUUCUGAGCAACACUGUCCUGCUCUUCCUGAUCCACGCUGACUCCAGGCUUCACACACCCAUGUACUUCCUGCUCAGCCAACUGUCUCUGUUGGACAUUGGGUUUCCACUUGUCACUAUCCCCAAGAUGGCAGCCAACUUCCUGCAGGGAGGUGGCUCCAUCUCCUUUGUAGGGUGUGCAGCUCAGAUGUUCUUCCUGAUGCUGAUAGGUGUCUCUGAGGGUGUCCUGCUAUCCAUCAUGUCUUACGACCGCUAUGUUGCUGUUUGCCACCCCCUGCAUUAUCCCAUGCUCAUAAGACGUCAAGUCUGCCUGCUCAUGGUGGGCACUUCUUGGCUCUCAGGUGUGUUUGUAGCCUCCAGCCAGACAUCCAUCACCCUGCACUUUCCCUACUGUGCCUCACGCACAGUGGACCACUUCUUCUGUGAGGUGCCUGCCCUACUGAAACUCUCCUGUGCCAACACUGCGGUCUAUGAGUUGGCGCUGUCCAUCUCAGGGGUGCUGAUCUUGCUACUGCCCAUUUCACUCAUUGCCAUCUCCUAUGGCCACAUAUUGGCGGCUGUUCUUCACAUGCGCUCAGCAGAGGCCCGACACAAAGCCUUCACCACAUGCUCCUCCCACAUCACUGUGGUGGGACUCUUUUAUGGGGCUGCUGUGUUCAUGUACAUGGUGCCAGGUGCCUACCACACUCCAUGGCAAGACAAUGUGGUCUCUCUCUUCUACAGUCUCAUCACCCCUACACUAAACCCCCUCAUUUAUAGCCUGAGAAACAGAGAAGUGCAAAUGGCUUUCGUCAGGGUCUUUGGAAGAGCUGCCUUCAGGUCAAAUAGAUGA
Molecule: messenger RNA, 945 nt
Organism: Nycticebus coucang (slow loris)
Lineage: Eukaryota; Metazoa; Chordata; Mammalia; Primates; Lorisidae
Product: olfactory receptor 2Z1-like
Exons: 1
Coding region: 1-945 (314 amino acids)
Biological process (GO): G protein-coupled receptor signaling pathway
Cellular component (GO): membrane
Molecular function (GO): G protein-coupled receptor activity; olfactory receptor activity
Source: RefSeq, a predicted model, not a curated record